GUGUCACGUCCUCCUCUACCUUGCUGCAGACUCUAUCAAAGAGAUUCCCGACAGUUAGGCGGUGCGAAACAAUCCACUUGUUGCUUGUUUUGCCAGGGUCACGUGUCCGAAACUUGGUGUUCUCCGAAUACGCAAAUAUGCCGUAAACCUCUCAAUCAUUCUACCACGCAGAUCUACAGUGCAAAUGGUCACCUCUCUUGACGCAUGGAUUGGUAUCAGGAAAAUUUUGUAAUUUAUUUCCCUUUUUCUACGGUAAGCAACCCACCAAAAGAAUGUGUUUUAUCACAAGAACUCAAUUUUUCCCAUGGUGUUUCACUUUUUUUCGGCCUCGGAAAAAUAAAAGUUGACAUUUUGGGCCCCAGAAUGCCUGGAAAUGUCUGGCAAUUGAA
Messenger RNA from Mycena citricolor, 389 nucleotides. NCBI's taxonomy places the organism in Eukaryota, Fungi, Basidiomycota, Agaricomycetes, Agaricales, Mycenaceae. The record is from the annotation of a GenBank genome assembly.